This is a messenger RNA of Tripterygium wilfordii, 1743 nucleotides long. Its product is annotated as F-box/LRR-repeat protein 2-like. The record is from RefSeq and is a predicted model, not a curated record. Bases 1 to 1743 code for a protein of 580 amino acids. Gene Ontology annotation, molecular function: protein binding. Gene Ontology annotation, biological process: SCF-dependent proteasomal ubiquitin-dependent protein catabolic process. The transcript has a single exon. Gene Ontology annotation, cellular component: SCF ubiquitin ligase complex. NCBI's taxonomy places the organism in Eukaryota, Viridiplantae, Streptophyta, Magnoliopsida, Celastrales, Celastraceae.
AUGGAUUUUCCAGACGACUGCUGGGAAUUGAUUUUCAAUUCCCUUGACGAUGACCGACUCUUCGAAUUCCCUUCUUUGGUCUGCCCUCGAUUCCUCUCCAUCACCAAUCGGCUCCGCCGCAGCCUCACCAUCACUAACCAAGUAGUUCAUUCCCUCCACACUCUUCUCCGCAGAUUCCAGAAUCUCAAAGAAAUCGAAAUCCGCAAUUUCAGGGGUGAUCUAGAUUCCCUCCUCUUUGAAAUUUCGCAGUUCAAUUUGGACCUCAAAUCGAUUGAUUUCUCCAAGCAUAAACGAUUUCCCUAUCUGGGUUUGAGAGAACUCGGACCCAAGAUGAGGAAUCUAAGGGUUUUGAACUGCUCGAAAGUUGGGUUCUUGCAAGAUAGCGAUGUCAUUACGAUUGGGUUUGCAUUUCCGUUUCUCGAAGAGCUUGAUAUCAGUUAUCCUAAUUACAGCGAUACUUAUUUUCCAGAUGGGCACUCGUCUUCGCGGUGUCUCGCUGAAUGUCAUGUAACUGAUGAUGGAAUUAUUGAUUUGUCCUUGAAGCUAACGAAUUUGCGUAAGAUCAUUCUCUCUGGAAAUCGGUAUAUAACUGAUAAAUCAUUUGCCUCUUUGUUGGUGAAUUGCUUGUUACUUGAAGAAAUCGGGGUUCGCGAUUGCGAUUUCAUAACCCAGAGGGGAAUUGGUACGGCUCUGCUUUUAUGUCCUAAUUUGAGUUCCAUUUCAUUGAAUAGAGUUGCAGUUCCAUGUAUUGAUGCCUUGCUUGAAAAUUCAUUUGCCUAUGCCAAAAGUUUACUCGAACUUGAUCUUUCACAUUCAUCUGCAAAUGAUAAUUUGCUAUGGGGGCUGGCAAAAGCAUGUCUUCCAUUGAAGAAGCUCUCAUUCUGUGGCUGCCGCAGCAUCUCAUAUGCAGGGACUUCAUUUAUUUUGUACAAGUAUCGGUUCCUUGCACAUUUGGAUCUUGAAGGAGUUAGAUUCCUCUCCGAUGAGAUCCUCUUGGAGUUAUCAAUGUUUCUCCAGAGUUUGACAUUUAUAAACCUGAACUUUUGUUCCAACUUAACCAAUCUAUCCUUCUUCACCAUCACCAGGAACUGUCCUCUGCUGACUGAUAUCCGAAUGAAGAGAAUAAGUCUAGGAACCGACGAUCUUCCAACCGAUUUUGCAGUAAAUGACAAGGUUAAGUCCCUAGCCUUGGCUGCAAAUACCAAUUUGAGUGAUGAAUGUCUCAAAAAGAUGGCAGUUACAUGUCCUAACUUACAAGUUCUUGAUGUUAGCCAUUGCCCGGGUAUUUCAGACGAAGGAAUAAGCGAGGUUUUGAGGAGUUGCCGGGAGAUUAGGUAUUUGGAGAUCAACAGAUGUAUGGGCAUAAGUAACUUCAUUAUUGACUUUCAACUUCCAUGUUUGGAGGUUUUGCGAGCUCAAGGACCAGUGAUCAAUGAUGGAGUAUUGGCAGUGCUCGCGGAAAGAAGUCCGGGGCUACUGCAUUUGGACUUGGAAUCUUGUGUGAGUGUGACGACUACCGGGAUCAAAAAAAUCGUGGAAAGCUGCAGAAAACUGAGGGAGAUCAAUCUGAAGUGGUGCAAUAAUGUGAGCCUGGAUACCAUAGCUUGGAUGGUGGUUUCAAGACCGUCGUUGAGGAGAAUAGUCCCACCGCGUGAUAUUGUUGAUUCGGAAAUCAGGAGGAACUUUUUCUUUCGCCAUGGAUGCUUUGUUGAUGAUAGUGGUAGGAAGCCUUAUAAUCCUUGA